GAACAGGAUGUAUGUAGGUUACUGAUCUCCGGUAACUGUCAUCGAUUAAUUAGCCGUCCUCCAACUGUGCACUGGUCGACCAAUUGAUGGAAAUGAAAGCCACGCAACUGCUAUUGAAAGCUCGAUGGCGAUAUUCAGAUGUAACUAAUCUUCAGGAUGGUGUGUAUGUGACCUCCUGUGUGGCGGAGUUCUUGACAUGGAAAUCCAGUGCGAAAUUCGAAAAGAUAUUCGGUUCAGAGGCCGGGAAAGAUCUCUUUGCAAAAUUCCAAGAUUUGAGAUUGUCUGUAAAGAACAACCAAUCCACAGAUGACGAAAACGAUUGUGAAUCAAACGGCCGUGACGGACAAUUCAAUGGCCAGACAGUGAGGAGGCGGAAACCGAUUCUUUGGCAGUUUUUGAUGUGUCUUCUUGAGCUGGAAAGUACAAAGCCACAUAUUCGAUGGAAGGAUAAAACCUAUGGAUUGUUUGAAUUGACUGAGGAUAAGGGUACAAAGUUUGUCGCUUCCCUCUGGGGUAGGGCGACGAACAACCCGAAAAUGACCUAUGAUACAAUGUCGCGUUCUCUGAGAAGCUACAAGGAAAAUGGAAUAUUUUUUCCAUCAACACCUCCGUUGACUCACCGCUUCAACUACGAACAUCCAGAGAUUGUGCGCUUCCGUGAUUCUUUGAAGGAUACACAAAACUGUAAACCAAUGUUGAUGUUUUCGAAGUUGGUUGAACAAGAGCUGCGUCUUAGUAGAUAGUUUGCGGGUUACAUCUUUUGCACUGCACUGCAUCGUGUACGUUUGGAUCGAAGUACAAUUUAUGAUUUCCGGAUACCAAUUUCAUAUAGAUUUCACGGCUCGGACGAUUAUUAGAUGAGAGGCAGGAUUAUGAAAGAGUUUUUCUUGAUAUCGGUCAUGAAAUUUACCAAUUACGUAUAAUCAUAUCUCCUAAAACGAUGAAGUUCGAGCGGCACCUAUGGCUGUGUUUGACUGGACGCGAUCUAUUUGAGCGGGAUGGAUCUUCAUACAUCAAGUCACCCAUAUAGGAGAGGCGGACUAGCUUGAAGGAAAUCGUAUUUCAGGUAGAUUAUGAAGCACCAGCCGAGACCCAACCAUUUUACUGCCAUAUUUUGCUUGUGAGUGUUUUAU
Opisthorchis viverrini is the source of this 1133-nucleotide messenger RNA. RefSeq lists its product as hypothetical. NCBI's taxonomy places the organism in Eukaryota, Metazoa, Platyhelminthes, Trematoda, Opisthorchiida, Opisthorchiidae. Bases 87 to 743 code for a protein of 218 amino acids. The transcript has 2 exons. Gene Ontology annotation, biological process: regulation of transcription by RNA polymerase II; cell differentiation. Gene Ontology annotation, molecular function: sequence-specific DNA binding; DNA-binding transcription factor activity, RNA polymerase II-specific. The record is from RefSeq and is a predicted model, not a curated record. Gene Ontology annotation, cellular component: nucleus.